GCCAAACUUGGUCUCCCGUCUCCCAUCCCAGUCGUCGUCUCCGCCUCCUUGUCUCCAGCGUCCGAUCUCCUCUUCCCCCGUCUCUCUCCCUUCCUCCCUCGCUCCUUUGUUGCCUCCCUUCGCUGCGCGCGCGCCAAAUACAAAAGCCUUCUCUUCCUCCCAUCCAAGCAAAGCAAAGGGUCCCAAGCAUGGCGGAUGCGCCGGCUAGCCCCGGUGGUGGAGGUUGCGGCCACGAAAGCGGAGGUGACCAGAGCCCCCGAUCCAGCGUCCGGGAGCAGGACCGCUUCCUCCCCAUCGCCAACAUCAGCCGGAUCAUGAAGAAGGCGCUCCCCGCCAACGCCAAGAUCGCCAAGGACGCCAAGGAGACCGUCCAGGAGUGUGUCUCCGAGUUCAUUAGCUUCAUCACCAGCGAGGCCAGUGAUAAAUGCCAGCGGGAGAAAAGAAAGACCAUUAAUGGCGACGAUCUGCUGUGGGCGAUGGCCACUCUGGGAUUCGAGGACUAUAUCGAGCCGCUGAAAUUGUAUCUGCAUAAGUACAGAGAGUUGGAGGGUGACAAUAAGGUGUCUGCCAAAGGUGGAGACAGCUCUGUUAAACAGGAUACAGCUAGUUCUCAUGGUGGAACUCAACCCGGUCCAAUAUCCCAAGGGAUGGGUCACCAAGGAACUUUUACUCAAGGCAUGAGCUAUUUGCAACCUCAGUGAAUGGCUCAGGAUCCUAUAAUAUCUUGAAGUCUGACUUGCAGGUCUACAAGCUAUUCGGGAAAGAGUUAGUGAGAUUCCUUAAGCAUCCUCUUAUGGUGUUUCGGUGUAAAUUAGUCUGAAAUUAAAACUAUUUGUCAUCAUAGGCUGUGUAUGUACCAUAUUCAUCUUUGUUUUAUUCCCUGGUUUUAAGUUUGACUACUCUACCUGUUUCUCUUCGAUGGGCACAUUCUUAAGUAAACGACCUUUUAGUGUUUGUGAGAUAUGUUCUGUAGCUUUUGCUGAUCGACUUUUCUGGGACCUGAUGAUGUUAUUGGAACCACCAUAUAAAUGACUUUGCAUCUCUUGCAUUA
Molecule: messenger RNA, 1051 nt
Organism: Musa acuminata subsp. malaccensis (wild Malaysian banana)
Lineage: Eukaryota; Viridiplantae; Streptophyta; Magnoliopsida; Zingiberales; Musaceae
Product: nuclear transcription factor Y subunit B
Biological process (GO): regulation of transcription by RNA polymerase II
Cellular component (GO): nucleus; CCAAT-binding factor complex
Molecular function (GO): DNA-binding transcription activator activity, RNA polymerase II-specific; protein heterodimerization activity; RNA polymerase II cis-regulatory region sequence-specific DNA binding
Source: RefSeq, a predicted model, not a curated record